Messenger RNA from Fraxinus pennsylvanica, 462 nucleotides. The record is from the annotation of a GenBank genome assembly. Lineage: Eukaryota; Viridiplantae; Streptophyta; Magnoliopsida; Lamiales; Oleaceae.
AUGGGGAUUAAAGGAAAAUUGGUUUCCCAAAUAGAUAUUAAAUCCGAUGGGGAUGUUUUCCAUGAAAUCUUUAGAGAGAGACCUCAUCAUUUAUCAGGCAUGAGCCCUGCUAACAUUCAGAAAUGUGAUUUGCACGAGGGUCAGUUGGGGACUGUUGGCUCUGUCAUCUACUUGAACUACACCCACGAUGGGAAAGACAGGGUUGCAAAAGAGAUAAUUGAAGCAAUAGACGUGGAAAAGAAGUCUGUGACCUACAGGGUCAUCGAAGGAGACCUCAUGGAGUUAUACAAUAACUUCACACUAACCAUCCAUGUAGACACCAAUGGAGACGACAACUUGGUAACAUGGACUUUGGAGUAUGAGAAGAAGAACGAGAAUGUCCCAGAUCCCAACACAUUGAUGGACGUCUGCCUUGCUGUUACUAAAGAUAUUGAGAGUCACCAUCUUGCCAAGCCCAAUUAA